CCCUCCCUGUCGCCAUGACGAUGCCGCUCAGCCCCCUCUCCAGUGACGAGGAGCAGCAAAGGAUGCUGGGAAACAAUAGACAUCUAUAUCCUGGGGCAGAGGAGGAGGAAGAGGAGGAGGAAGAUGAAGAAGAGGAGGGUGAGGAAGAUGACCGUGAUGCAGAGGGAGGAGAUGGGGAGAAUGGAGAGCUGGUGGGAGAAGAGGAGGAAGAGGAAGUGGAGGAAGUCAGGCGAGGAGGAGGCAUGUCGCGAGGAGGCAGGGAUGAGGGGCACAGGCAAUUAGGCAAAAUGACUGGACGACCCGCAGGAGACAGACAGAUACGACCCGGCAACAUUGGGCACACAGUAAACCCUUAUUCGUCCAACCAUGGACCCACCCAUCAACAGCCAGCCAAUCAGCAGCAGCAGCAGAAGAGGCUGAGAGAGCAUAGCUCCAGCAGGGCGCCGUCAGAGGACGCCCACAUCGCCAUGAUGGUGUUCCGCAUCGGCAUCCCCGACAUCAAACAGACGAAGUGUUUGCGGUUCAACCCGGAUGCGACCGUUUGGAAGGCCAAGCAGCAGGUGCUAUGUUCUCUGACCGAUUCGUUGCGGGAUGUGUUGAACUACGGCUUGUUCCAACCAGCCACCGAAGGCCAUGACGCCAAGUUCCUGGAGGAGGAGAAGAUGCUGAGAGAGUACCCACAAUCCUUUGAGAAGGGGGUACCAUAUCUGGAGUUUCGUUACAAGACCAGAGUGUACAAACAGACCAAUCUAGAUGAGAAACAGCUGGCUAAACUGCACACUAAGGCCAGUCUGAAGAAGUUCAUGGACUAUAUCCAAAGUGGCUCUGUGGACAAGAUGGCCAAGUUCUUGGACAAAGGGCUUGACCCCAACUACCAGGACCCUGACACGGGAGAAACCCCCCUGACGUUGGCGGUGCAAUGUGAGCCGGGGGGAGGGGAGGCCAUACGGGGGCUGGUGCUGGGAGGGGCUCAUCUCGAUUUCAGGUCCAAGGACGGACUCACACCUCUGCACAAGGCUGUCCGCAGCCACUGCCACACAGCCUUGCUGACCUUGCUGUCUCUGGGUGCGUCUCCAGACUAUAAGGACCGGCGGGGGCUGACUCCCCUCUACCACACUGUGCUGACAGGGGGCGACACCUCCUGCUGUGAGACGCUGCUCCACCACCGCGCCAAGCUGGCCGUCAGGGACGAGAACGGCUGGGAUGAGACACACCAUGCCUGUCAGAAUGGCAACGCCCAGCAUCUGGAGCACCCUUUUUACGGGGCAGACUCUACUUCCCAGAAUGCCUCAGGAAACACUGCCUUGCACGUUUGUGCUUUAUACAACAAGGACAGCUGUGCACGAAUUCUACUUUACAGGGGAGCCAAUAAAGACACAAAGAAUAACAGUGGGCAGAACCCAUUUCAGGUGGCUGUCAUGUCCGGCCAUUUUGAGCUAGGAGAGAUUAUCAAAAACCACCGGGACACAUAUGUAGUACCUUUUCUUGAGUCUCCCAAAUACGCCCCUCAGAGGCGAGAGAGUGCACCGCGCACCCUGGCGCUGCCCCACCCUCACCCCUUCCUGCGUGCCAACAGUGAUAACAGUAUGAACCUGCCUGACUGGAUGGCACUGCCCAAUACACCAGGCUCCAACAUAGUGUCUGUACAGGGCUAUAAGCAUUCAGGUACCAUGCGUAGCUCCAGUAGUCCCCGUGGGGCGCGGACUCGCUCCCCGUCCCGAGGGAGAGCAGGGGAUAAGGAGGACAGGAGUCGGCAGAGUCGGAGGCAGGGAGGAGCUGUCAGCAGCAAUACGGUUACGGCAGCAGGGGGCCAGCGGAGGCGUCUCUACAGCGCCGUCCCAGGACGUGUGUUUGUGGCCACGCGUUCCCACUCCGCCCAGGGAGACAGAGAGAUUAGCAUCAGCAAGGGAGACAAAGUCAAAGUGCUGAGUGUGGGCGAGGGAGGGUUCUGGGAGGGCACGGUUAAGGGACGGACCGGCUGGUUCCCCUCAGACUGUGUAGAGGAAGUGGCAGUCCGUAGCCAGGACAACCGCUCAGAGAGCCGCAGUGAGAAAGCCAAGAGACUGUUCCGCCAUUACACCGUGGGCUCCUACGACAGCUUCGACGCUCCCAGUGACUAUAUCAUCAAGGAGAAGACAGUGCUUCUGCAGAAAAAAGACAGUGAGGGUUUUGGCUUUGUGCUGAGAGGAGCCAAGGCUCAGACCCCCAUCGAAGAGUUCACUCCCACCCCAGCCUUCCCAGCACUGCAGUACCUGGAGUCUGUCGACGAAGGAGGCGUGGCCUGGAGAGCCGGUCUGAGAAUGGGAGACUUCCUCAUUGAGGUGAAUGGUCAGAAUGUGGUGAAGGUGGGACACAGGCAGGUGGUCAACAUGAUCAGGCAAGGUGGAAACGCCCUCAUGGUCAAGGUUGUCAUGGUGACACGCAACCCUGACAUGGAGGAUGGCCAGAGAAAGAAAAUCCCCCAGCAGAGUAAAAGACUAAGCACUCCGGCCAUCGCUCUCCGCUCUAAAUCCAUGACCUCAGAACUGGAGGAGAUGGUGGAGAGAGCUGCUACCCCCUGGAAAAAAAAAUCAGAAUUCGAGUCUUCACAAGUUACAGAGAAGAAGAGGACAGUCUAUCAGAUGGCUUUGAAUAAGCUAGAUGAGAUCCUGGCAGCAGCUCAGCAGACAAUCAGCACCAAUGAGGGGCAAGGGACGCGGGGUCAGGGGGCAAGGAGAGACAGGAGCCGGGGCUCCUUUUACGCCAAUGAGCCAAAUUACGACCAGUCAGAAAUGGGGAUGACCGGGCUGGGCUAUGACCGCUCCCAGUUCACAUCAGGCCACGCCCCUCCACACGGUAUGCUGCGACAGAAAUCCAUCGGGGUGACUGAAGAGGAGAAGUCCCAUCUCAAUCCUCCGGCCAUGAAGUUUGCCCGAAGUCUCUCGGUUCCCGGCCCAGAUGACAUCCCCCCGCCCCCCACCACCGCCCCACCAGACCCCCCCUUCUCCUCCGCCCCACCGCUGGGCUGGAGAGGGGGCAAGUCUUCCCAGCAGCCCUCUGUGGCCGUGUCCCAGUCCACCUCCACAGCAGCCCACUACCAGCUCUACUCUCAGUCUGUGCACUUCACCCAAGGGGGCCGCGAAAGGGCAGGGGGGCCCAGUACUGGCGCUGGAGGAGGAGGGGUGGACCACACGCACCAGUACUCUAAUGCCCCCGCCCACGCCGCUCAGAGCAGGACUGCCUCUAGGAAAGGGGGCUACCCAGGGGAGCCUGUUGGAUCAGGAGGGGGAGGAGGAGUGGGGGGCGGCAAGGCUGCAGGUCUAAGGAGGGGCUACAGUAACGCCGCCCCACCUUCAGGCAGUGCCACAGUGAUGCCCCAGCAGCAGCAGACCACCCAGAGCCAGCCACAGAGGGCAGCUGGUGGGGCUGGAGAGGGAGUACCUAAAGGAGCGGGGGUGCGGAGAGGGAAGGGCCCUCUGGUAAAGCAGUCCAAGGUGGAUGACCUGCGGGCUGGCCAGGGCACGCUGGGGGGCAAGGCCCCAGUGGAGAAGAGCUCCAUCCCCAUCCCCACCAUCAUAGUCAAGGCCCCCUCCAUCAGCAGUGGCAGUGGCCGCAGCAGCCAGGGCAGCAGUGUGGAGGCUGAGCCCACCCCCCCAGGGGAGACCGACAGAACCCAACCCCCCCAGGGACCCCCUUCCACCCCAGCCCCGCAACCCCCUGCUCCUCCCUCCAUCCCGGCCCCUCCACCACCCUCCUUCCGAGGCCAGGAUAGUGACUUCACCAGCCAGUUUGGGGCGGCCAUCGUGGGCGCAGCCCGCCGGGACAGGGAACGCUUCCAUGAGGCCCGCAGGAAGAGCGCCUCCAUCUUCAUGUCUGCCGAGGAGGAGGUGGGGCCAGGGGGAGGAGGAGGAGGAGCAGGGGGGGCAGGCAGGACACAGACCUCUCAGCAGCAGCAGCAGUUCAGCCCCCAGUCCGGUGGCCCCCCCCCACGCCUCCGGCCCUCCAAGUCCAUCGACGAGGGCAUGUUCUCUGGGGACACCUUCAUCCACCACACCCGCAGCAUGCCCCCUGCCUUCGGCCUGCCAGAGUACUCCUCCCCGGCUCCAGACUACCAGCCCAAGUCUGUUCCGGCUGACUUCUACGGGGCGUCAAGCCGGCAGCAGGUCCCCUCUGGCACCACCUUCAUCCACCCCCUGACAGGAAAGGUCCUGGACCCCUCGUCCCCCCUGGGUCUGGCCCUGGCUGCCAGGGAGCGGGCCCUGAAGGACGACGGCAGGAUGAGGAGGGAGAGAGGGACCGAGCACCAGUUUGUACGACAGAUGUCCAGUGUGGUGACAUUCCCCUCCCAGGCCACCUCCCCCACACCGGCUUCCUCAGCCACCCAUUCCUCCAGCUCAUCCUACCUGGUCACCUCCUCAUCCCUAGCCGCCACCACCUCCUCCACCAGCCGCCCCCCCUCCCCCAGGAUCCUCAGGGGUGCAGGCUGGGGCGAGGAGGGGGGAGGAGGGGAGCGGGAGAGGGAGGGUGGAGGGGCCAGAGAGGGGCUGAGGGUGCGCUUCUCUGAGGACAAAACAGUCCACACACAUCACUACCAGUCCCAGCACUACCAACCCUCCUACAGGGAGGAAAGACAGAGGGAGAGGUCGAGAGAGAGGGAGAGGUCAAGAGAGAGGGAGAGGUCGAGAGAAAGGGAGCGGGACAGAGAGGGGUACAUGAGGCAGCAGACAGCCCCUACCCAGCAGCCCCCUCAGCUGUUGUCCCAGCAGCCUCGCCAGGCCUCAUUUCUGAGGAUGGAGAGUGAGAAAGGCUACAUCCUGUCUCUCACCCCUCCAUCUCCCCCCGCUAAAGCCGCCCCGUCUCACCCUCAGGGGGGAGGGGGUUCCGGGGGCAGUGGCCUCAUGGUUCUGCCGCCCCCUGCCCCCUCUGUAGAUGUGGAUGAUGAGUUUGUGUUUGCGGACCCACUGCCCCCUCCGCUGGAGUUUGCCAACAGCUUUGACCGGGGUGGAAUGUCAGGUUACACACACCGUGCCAUUAUCAACAACCUGGCCUCCCGCCAGCAGCAGCCCCCACCACCUCCCCCUCCUCCCCCACCACCCCCUCCAAAAGACAUGUUUAUCAGUGGGUUCCCGGCCCACACCCCCCUACCCUCCCCACAGGCGGGGGACUCUACCACCUCCAGCCUUACCUCCUAUGACAGUGAGGUGGCCAACCUGACCCAGUCAGGAAAUUCCCCCACUCAGACAUCACCCAACCCCCUUCCUCCACCCUCACCCUCUGGCCUCCAGCCCACAGGACCCCCGCCUCCUCCCUCUGUCUCCCCCCCACCCCCACCCAGCUCCUUUCACAGACCCUCCCUUGCCAUGACCCACUCUCACCACCUCUACAACAGCACGCACACCGGGCGCUCCUCUCCUUCCCAUGGGCGUUCCUCCCCCACUCCUCCCAAAGGUCGCUUCUCCCCCACCCAGGGUCGCUCCUCCCCCACCCAGGCUCGCCCCUCCACCAUCCAUAGGAGCUCGUCCCCCACCCCUCCUCCCCACUCCAUUGCAGGUUCCCCAUCCUACCGUGGUCCCCCUCCCAUCUCCUCCACCGCAGCCUCCUCUGGCCCCUUCCGGGGCUCUGCAGCCCUGACCUCCACCGCUCCCUGUACCACGACCACCACCACCACCACCGCUGCCACCACCACGAGGACCUCAGUCCAGCCCCACCAGGACAGGACACACCCAGCCCCCUCUGGUUCUACAGCGGCCGGCCGCAGGAUAGGGGAGCACCACCCUCACCCCACAGCCAAGGCAGGGGAGUACCAGGAGACGGUGGUGGACUCUGGGAUAGAGGAGCUGGACAGCCGCAGCAGCAGUGACCACCACCUGGACAACAUCCUGGCCAUGAGCGGAGGAGCCAGAGAGAGGCUGGAAGAGAGGCUGGAGAGAGGGAGGGAGGGAGGAGGAGGAGGAGGGGAGGGAGACAGGGCGGGAGGAGCAGACCUCCUGGAGUCGUACAUGAGCUACCUGGACGGACAGACGUUUGACAUGCACAACGCCACAGCCGCCGUCUCCACCUACCCCAAAUCAGGCAGGUUCAGGGAGGGGGGCCGCGCAGCCGAACUACGCAGAGAGACCGGUACCGCCCCGCCCUCCUUCCAGUCACACAGACGGAGGGAGGAAGAGGAAGAGGAGGAGGAGGGCGAGGAAGAAGAGGAGGAGGACGAUGGAGGACGGGAGGGUUAUGGGAUGACACAGAAUUUGGGGCGUCCCACGUCACCCUACUUUGACCGGCCCCGGACCCCUGAGAUGAAGCCUCUGUGGGGGUCAGAGGGUCAGUUAGUAGGGGACCAGGGGACCUACCUGGAGGGCCGGAGGCUGUACCCCCCCAUAUCCAGCAUGAAGGCUAGCAUCAUCAAUGAGCUCAGCAACAAACUGCAGCAGAGAGGGAGCCAGAGAUCACUAAGUAGACACAGGUUUUCAGAAGACUCCGCCUCGGCCCUGAGCCCCCCCUCAGUUCGUUCCCUGUCCCCCUCCCCUAUCCACCACUCCCAGCCCGCCCUGUCCCUGUCCCCCACCCCUUCCUCCCAGUACCCCAACUGGAACCGUCCCCCGUCCCCCCAGCCCCCUGUGGCUGCCGUACAGCCCCCUCCACGCUCCCACUCCCCCCUGUCCUCCCCCACCUACUCCCCUUAUCCCACCUCCCCUAAACACCGGCCUGUGUAUCGCACCAAAGCCCUGGAGUUCCAGUUCAUUCCAAGUAGAGAGUCCAGGAAGGCAGAGUCCCACCACCUGCAGCGUAGGAGAGCCCCCAGUCCCCUCAUCUCCCCCUCAGAGAGGCCCAAACUGGGUCCCCCCCGCCCCUCCUCCCUCCCCCUCCUCCCCACCACACCCCUCUACAGCAGCCUCUACGAGCUUCGCGGCUCUAUGACCCCGCCCUCGCCCGCUAACCACAUGGGGGACCCCUACUUCUCCCCCUCCCCUCCUCUCUUCGCCCCCUCUGGCGCCCCUCCUCCCCCAAAUGCCUCCCUGUUGGUGUCUCGCUCCCUCUCCCCCACACACUUUUUAUCUGGUAGCUCAUCCCCUCCCCUGCACCCUCUCCCCGCUCCCCCCUGCCUGAGCUACCCCCACCUCCCUCCCCCAUCCCCCUCCAAGCCCUUUGCCUCCAAGCCACUGCCUUAUUGGACCAAAUACGACGUGGCUGAUUGGCUGGGAUACCUGAACCUGGGCGAGCACAGAGAGCAUUUCCUGGACAACGAGAUCGACGGCACUCACCUGCCCUCCCUCACCAAGGAGGACUAUCUGGACCUGGGGGUGACGCGUGUCGGACACCGCAUGAACAUCGACCGAGCUCUGAAGAGAGUGACUGACAGGCUCUCCAGCUCUCCUUUUCCCAUUUCUGCUCUGUCACCACGAGGAAGAAGGGAUGAUGGGAGUCGGAGCUGAGAAGACAAACAGAAAGAGAAAGGAGGGGGGAUGGAGUCAGUGAGGGAACAGGAGAGAGAGAGGCCACAACUGCUGCUAUCCAUGAUGGAUUCACACAACAAAAGCAGAGGACCUGAUUUCACCCAGAGGGAGGACCGAUCAGGAAAAGAGAGGGGAAAUGAGGGAUGGAACAAGGGCUGACCAAUGCCUGGUAAUCAGGGCCUGGUAGCUGACUCACACAGAUACACUCACAUGCACACAAAUACAGUAACACACACAAGCACUGACUCUACUGUCAACACACACACAAACACUACGAGGAUGGAAUGACUGAAUGUAGAUUGAGGCAACAAAUAACAAUAGGAGUAAAAUAGUGACAAAACUUAGCCCAAAAUAUUGAGAGAAACAAUCAAAUGUUGUUUAGCUUUUUCAUCUGAGCAGUUCUUAGUGUUGUUGGGGAAAGAGAGAAUGAGGAUUGUCCUCAUUAUUAACACUAGUUAGUGCUUUCUCCACCUGUCUUCUCUGGGUAGCUGUAGUUCCUCCUCUCUACCCUAGGGUUAGGUAGCUCCUCCUCUCUACCCUAGGGUUAGGUAGCCCCUCCUCUUUACCCUUGGGUUAGGUUAGGUAGCUCCUCCCCUCUACCCUAGGGUUAGGGUUUGGUAGCUCCUCAUCCCUACCUUAGGGUUAGGUAGCCCC
Messenger RNA from Oncorhynchus masou masou (cherry salmon), 8081 nucleotides. Its product is annotated as SH3 and multiple ankyrin repeat domains protein 1-like. Gene Ontology annotation, molecular function: synaptic receptor adaptor activity; ionotropic glutamate receptor binding. The record is from RefSeq and is a predicted model, not a curated record. Gene Ontology annotation, cellular component: postsynaptic density; dendritic spine; postsynaptic membrane. Lineage: Eukaryota; Metazoa; Chordata; Actinopteri; Salmoniformes; Salmonidae.